UACAGUAUUUGUUCAUAAUGGGAGUGCAAAGCGGGACAUCCUAGUAACCCAUUUUGCUGCUAUUAUAUAUGCUCUUAUGUUAUGUGAUAUGAAGUCUAAUGUUUUGAUUUUCGUUAGAGAAACGAAAUGGAAAACAGGAAAUGGCAGGGAUCAGUUGGGGGCAUAGUUGAGGCACCCAUGGAAGAGGUCUGGAAAAUGGUGUCAAAAAGCAGCAAGCUUUGUGAAUGGAUGCCAAUGGUGGAAAGGUGCACAGAUUUGGCCGGAGAAGACGGCGUUCCAGGCCACACCCGCCUAGUCUCGGGGUUCAUGUUCCCACAGGAGAAUGGAGAGCGGUCAUGGAUCAAGGAGAGGCUGCUUUUCAUGGACGCUGAGUCUCAUAGUUAUUCUUACAGAAUGGAGGCAAGCAAUGUGGGGCUUGAUGGAUCUGUGAAUUUAGUCAAAGUGUUGGAAUAUGAUGAGGGGUCCACUCUGGUUGAGUGGAGAUUUGAGAUGGAUCCUCUUGAAGGUUCCUCUGAGGACACAAUCAUGGAUUUCUUGGGGUUUCUUUACAAGUCUUGCAUUCAUAGGAUCAAAGGUGCUAUAGAGGUUUCCCAGGGGAAGUCCAAGGUUGUUUCCCAGGAAAUUCAAGAUUUUGAUUGACUGAUGAUAUCCAAGCAUAUUGUCAAAUGAUUGUUAAAAGACCUGUAUUGAUGACACACACAUACACAUAUAUUCAAGG
This is a messenger RNA of Ipomoea triloba (trilobed morning glory), 718 nucleotides long. RefSeq lists its product as uncharacterized. The transcript has a single exon. Bases 127 to 639 code for a protein of 170 amino acids. The record is from RefSeq and is a predicted model, not a curated record. NCBI's taxonomy places the organism in Eukaryota, Viridiplantae, Streptophyta, Magnoliopsida, Solanales, Convolvulaceae.